Molecule: messenger RNA, 4394 nt
Organism: Esox lucius (northern pike)
Lineage: Eukaryota; Metazoa; Chordata; Actinopteri; Esociformes; Esocidae
Product: oocyte zinc finger protein XlCOF6-like
Exons: 4
Coding region: 390-2714 (774 amino acids)
Biological process (GO): regulation of transcription by RNA polymerase II
Molecular function (GO): RNA polymerase II cis-regulatory region sequence-specific DNA binding; DNA-binding transcription factor activity, RNA polymerase II-specific
Source: RefSeq, a predicted model, not a curated record
GUCAUGGCUGAUUGGUGUAUGUAUAAUAGUAAUUGACAGUCUCUUACUUUGGACUGAAAAAUUCCAUAAUAUUUAAUGCACUGGCGUAGCUAUUGGGGGUGCCGCUGCACCACUGCCCGCGGUGGGUGGGAGGCCCGUGAUUGGCCUCUAUGAUUAAUAUUUUGUAGCAUUUUUAUUUUAUGUUGUGCUGUUCAAUGUUUCUGUCUUAGCCAGAUGUCAGCUGUGAAGAGAGUACACACAAGUCUCAUUCCAGCCCUGUGGGGGCAGCAGUCACCUUUUCAGCGAGGAACAGGCUAAGCACUGUCCACAAUCUGUCAUCACCGUUGUCACUAGCUUUUGUUGAGUUGGGGCAAAAUGUGACAGUAUCUACGCUACUGCUUAACUGGCUUAUGUCUAUUUGUAGGCUUUUAUACUAUGGGGAAAUGUCACGUUUCAAAGAUCAACUAGCCACCGUCAUGGGUCUUUUAGUGAAUUCAGCCGUGAUGGAAAUAAGUAAAUUGUUCGAUGAAUGCACCAGUCAAAAGAUUGACUACGUUUCACGGAAGCAGUGCACUGUCGGUGGGACUGAGCUGUGUGCAAUCAUGAAGAGAUUGUCCAAAGAGGCCAUGGAAAAAAUAAUUUGUCUCAUAGAUGAGGAUACUGCUUCCCAGGGAGACCACAAAGUUGUAAAGGAGAAGCUCAAGUUGACAGACGGGGACCCGAGGACAACUGGAGGGCUUGGCAAGGAAGGUGCAAAGGACCGAAAAACCCAAGAUACUGACGUGACUGAACUUAAGCGCAUGUCUGAAGACCACAGUGGCAUGUGUGCAGAGACGGUACAUCACCAUGCUGAAUGGAUCCCAUUGGCUGAGGGUCUAGCCCAACAGGACAUCCCGUUAGGACACACGCAGCAAAACACAGGUGGAGAAUCCGGGACAAACGUGGCGGAACGUGCUACAGUUGACCAUGACUUGGAAGAGGAGAUCACUACGCCCCGUUCACCCACAGAGGCGCAAGAGGGCCACGACUUACAGCCCGCGGCACCCACCGUCACAUCCGGUGAUCAGAAAACGGCGGUUCCCCUUGAACGACCGAGGCGGAUGCGCGCAGCAAAAUUCCGAAAGACUGAGGAGUCAGUCAGAGGAAACGAACAUCUAAGCUGUGCGCAGUGCGGGAAGACUUUCAGUAAACGAAGCAACCUGAAAGCCCACCAGGUCGUCCACACGGGUGAAAGGCCGUUCAAGUGCACGCAGUGCGGGAAGGGCUUCACGGCCAAGUGCAGUCUCAAAGUGCACCAUGUUAUUAUCCACAAGAGGGAGAAGCCAUUCAAGUGCACGUACUGCCGAAAGAUCUUUGGCACCCAGAGCCAGCUUAAAGAACACCAGGUGGUCUUCAAAGGGGGAAAAGAGAAGGCUUUGAACUGUACUCUGUGUGCCAGGGUUUUCCCAGCCAAGUGUAGCCUCAAAGCCCACAGGAUUGCCGAACAUAGAGGAGAGAAGAGAUUCAAAUGCUCUCAGUGUGUGAAGGUUUUUGCCAGGCGAAGAGAUCUGAUUAUACACCAGGGUGUACACACAGGGGAAAAACCACUGAAGUGUACAACAUGUGGGAAGUCUUUCACCGCCCGACGCAGUUUAAACGUGCACAUGUUGACUGUACACGAAGGAGAGCGACCAUUUGGCUGCGAUGUUUGUGGCAAUCGAUUCAGUCAGAAGAGUGGCCUCAAGGCUCACCAAAGGACGCAUACAGGAGAUAAGCCCUACGUAUGCGAUCAGUGCGGGAAGGUAUUCCGUCUGAAGAGUGCCCUCAAUACCCACCGCACGGUUCACACCGGUGUGAAAGCAUUUCGCUGUGAGAUUUGCGGCAAGUGUUUCAGUUUAGCACCCAACCUCCGAAGACAUGAACAGUCUCACUCUGGUGUCCGAGCGUUCACCUGCAACGUGUGCCAGAAGAGCUUCACCCAAGCCAGUCAUCUCAAAGUCCACCAGCGCAUUCACACGGGUGAGAAAAUAUUUGUGUGCGACUUGUGCGGGAAGAGUUUCAACCAGAAGAGUUCCCUGGUGACCCACCAGAAGAUACACAGUGGGGACAAACCCUUCGAGUGCUCAGAGUGCGGGAAGAGUUACCGGUCGUUGAACUAUCUGAAAAGGCACCGGGUGAUCCACACCGACGAAAAGCCUCACUCCUGCGAAGAAUGUGGGAAGCGUUUCCACACUGCUGGCAAUCUCAAAACUCAUCGUCGAACCCACACAGAAGGGAAGCCCUUUACCUGUGACAUAUGUGGUCAAGGGUACAGCUCCCUGAGUUACUUUAACACACAUCGGCUCAUUCACACUGAGGGGAAACCGUUUGGAUGCACCACAUGCGAGAAGCGCUUCAGCAAACAGCGUUUCCUGAACCUUCACCUACGCACUCACACCGGAGAGAGGCCACACACCUGCGACCUGUGUGGGAAGAGUUUCAGUUUUGCACAGAACCUUGUUCGCCAUAAACGUGUUCACACUGGUGAAAAACCAUUUCUCUGCAUUGUGUGUGGGAAGGCUUUUAGCCAAGCAAACAAUCUGAAGGCUCACCAGCAAGUACACACAGGGGAAAAACCUUACAACUGUUCCAAAUGCAGAAAGAGCUUCUCCUGUAUGAGAAAUUUGAAGGAACAUAAGUGUAUUGAAGUUCUAAAGCCAAUUGUGGCACUGAUUAUUGGACAGUGCCAUAAUAGUACUGUGUUAACUUGUGAAUAGAACGAGCAUGAAUAAACUUUGAUCUGAAGCUGCCUAUUAACAAACUUGGAUAAUUGGAAAUGCUUAGCAAAAAUUGCAUGAUUGUUGCAAUUCCAUUAACUUAUUAUAAUUAUAGAAUAUUUAUCACAACAGAUACAUGAAUCACAAUGCAAGUGAUACUUUUGGGUUAGGAUGAGGUGAGAUUUUCCUUGCUUAAGCUAUACCAUCAUCCUGUGUAGCUCACAUGCUAAGAGCUUGGUGCUUUUGGUGCAAUUUCAGGGUUGAGGUUGGCCAGUGAAUAUGUAUGCACUCAUUACUUUAAAUUGUUCUGGAUAAGAUAUUGUUAAAUUACUAGAAUGUAAAUAUCUCUCAGGUAACCUGGGCCAUAGUGUUUAAUACUAAAGUGGUAUUAUUAUGUAUGCAAACUUGCUUCUCUUGUUCAGAACCACCAGGAAGGUUGCUGGAGUGUUUCACAAUAUGUUGCAAUACAUGUGCUCACUUUACAACUCAGGUAACCAGAGGGGCUAUACUGGUUUUUCAUAAAUCUAAAAUAAAUAAAUAGAAACAAUAAUAUACCUGUAUUUUGUAACUGUUUAAUUAUUUCACUAAAUAGUAUAAUGUCUGUUUUAAUAUAAGCUUAACUCAUUUUGGGUAAUAUCAUCAUUAAAUGUUUUUUUGAAUCAACGAUGUUUGUGUUUAAUUGUUGUCUUGGCCUGAAAUACCAUAGAACAUUAUUGAAGGCUACAAUGAACACAUCCAAUUAGCCUGUGGAAAUGUGUUAUUCUGGCCUAAUUGUAACACUGCUAAACAAUUGUUAAUACUGCCAAAGAGAAACCGCAAAAAGUUGUGACUCUUCAACACCACCUUUGGUUGCUCACAUCAUAUUCUGCCCUGCCUAGAGCAGAAAUCAAUCUGAUCCAUUCGCCUGGUUGGAAAGCAGCAUCUUGUUUGAGGUGACUGAUCCCUUUGUAAAGGAGACUCAUCUUGAAGUGGCUGAAGUGCAGACAAUGACAGAGACUGCCUCAAAGGUCUUGUGCCUUGAGGUUUUCUCCUGGUCAAAGCUUAAGGUCACUGCCUGGACUAUCCUCUGCCCCUCACAAGCUAUUGAAACUGCACCCAGCAGGGACCUCUGUCAGAGUAGAGACUUCUACAAUUUAUAAUCAACUAAUGUGUGCCAUGUUUUUGGAAGAAGCAAUGGAAUAAUCACUGUUCACACACAUUUAUUGGCGUUAUCCCAUUAAAGCAUGUGCAACCCAGAUAUAGACAUCCACUAGGUGCUGUAUGAGAUGGUGAGUAGAUUGUUUAAAACAACGGUUGCUCAUCUUUGAUUCACUUACUAAUACUGAAGGAACCAGUAGUUCUCCCUACCUGUGAAUUGUACAGGGGAUUUCAGGCUUCUAUCCAUGAGCUGAAACUCGGUCAUGCUAUAACAGGGAUUUUAAAAGCAAGAAAGUACAUGUUUUGAACUUGCUAGACCUAAAUCGUAUGGCUAUGUUGUGGCAAAACUUGAAAGUAGUGCAUUCUCCAAAAGCCACACAUCAUUGGGAAAAAUAGGUUUGGUAUGGGUCACACCGAUGUUUGAUCAGUUACAGGAAGCAUUUGGUGGACAGUCAUUUCAUGUUCAGUCAUUUCAUGUUCAGUCAUGGCAGCUUAAUGUGGCACAGUUAGUUAUUGGGGCGAAAUGGGAGCAAUUGCUUUUUC